GAGAUAGAGGAACAAGAGAAAAAAAGUUUGGUGAAGUCAGAGAGGUACGGAGCAGGCAGUGGGGGCUGUACAGAGAGAGCGAGUGGUGAGCAAAGCAUGAAUGACAAUAAGAGAGAGAGUGAGAGAGAGAUAGAGAGAGAGAGAGUAAGAGAGAGAGAGAGAGAGAGAGAGAGUGAGGAGGUUUCCUCCGUGGAAUUUAGUGUUACUCCUACUUUUGCAACUUUGCCUGCAUAUAUAUAUCACAGAGUGGGUGAAGCUGGACCACUACAGUCCAUAGUCCAAUAAAUAAAGUGAGUGUGUGUGUGUUAAGCAGUGUUUUAAAAGAUGACCAAAAGGUCCACAUCUACUCACAAAGAUGGAAAUCGACACAAAUUUUCCCAGAAUGGGACUCAAUCAGAUCCCACUGGGAAACUGCAAGAUGAGGACGACAGGAAGGUGGGACUGGGGAAGAAGGUGACCCUGCUCCGAGGGAUCUCCAUCAUCAUUGGGACCAUCAUUGGGGCCGGGAUCUUCAUCUCUCCAAAGGGCAUCCUGAAACACUCAGGCAGUAUAGGAAUGUCCCUGAUAGUGUGGAUUGCCUGCGGCGUCCUGUCACUCUUUGGAGCCCUGUCCUACGCUGAGCUGGGGACGUGUAUUAAGAAGUCUGGUGGACACUACACAUACAUAAUGGAAGCCUUUGGACCUCAGAUGGCUUUCAUAAGGCUGUGGGCAGAUCUUAUUGCUAUAAGGCCUGCAGGGAUGGCCGUCAUCUCUCUGGCCUUUGGUCAGUACAUCCUGGAGCCUCUGUUCAUGCCCUGUCACAUCCCCCCCAUGGCUGUCAAACUGGCCACCGCCAUUGGCAUCACGUCUGUCAUGUACCUGAACAGUAUGAGUGUGACAUGGACGGCCAGGAUUCAAAUCUUCCUCACCUUCAGUAAGCUGUUGGCCAUUGCUUUCAUCAUAGUGCCUGGGCUGUACCAGCUCUUUAAAGGGGAGACCAGAAACUUUGAGAAUGCCUUUGAACUGAACAAUGUGAAGCUGUCUGGUAUGCCACUGGCAUUCUACUCUGGGAUGUAUGCAUACGCUGGGUGGUUCUACCUGAACUUUGUGACAGAGGAGGUAGAAAACCCUGAGAGGACUGUGCCAUUAGCUAUCUGUAUCUCCAUGGGGAUUGUGACUUCCUGUUAUGUGCUGACCAAUGUGGCGUAUUACACGGUGAUGUCACCAGAGGAGCUCUUGGCCUCAGAUGCUGUUGCUGUGACGUUUGCAGAGAAGUUGAUGGGGAACUUCUCAGUAGCUGUUCCAGUGUUUGUGGCCUUGUCCUGCUAUGGCUCCAUGAAUGGCUGCCUCUUUGCCCUGUCAAGAAUGUUCUAUGUGGCAUCACGUGAAGGACAGCUCCCUGAGGUUCUGUCAAUGAUCCAUGUCCGCAGGAACACUCCACUGGCUGCUGUUCUCAUACUGUACCCUAUGACCAUGCUCCAGCUGUUUGUGGGAGACAUCUACAGCCUGCUGAACUUCAUGAGCUUCUUGCGGUGGCUGUUCAUUGGUUUGGUGGUGCUGGGUUUAAUCUACCUCCGCUACACAAAGCCUGACCUGCCCCGCCCCUUUAAGGUCCCGCUCUUCAUCCCAGUCAUAUUCUGCCUCACGUGUUUCUUCAUGGUCUUCCUGUCUCUGUACUCGGACCCAGUGAACACAGGGAUUGGAUUUGUUAUUUCCCUCACUGGCAUCCCUGCAUACUACAUCUUCAUCUACUUUGAUCACAAACCAAAGUGGCUCCAGAGGGCUUUAGACUCCUUCAACAGAACCCUACAGAUCAUCCUGGAGGUCGUCCCCACUGAGCAAUAACAGAAACACAACAUGGACUCUCUGCUCCCUCGAAUCAUAAAUAUGUAUAAAUAUAUACUGAGCCUAGAACGAGUAAAACUGACUCAUUUGGUACACGGAUUCAAAGUUAAUUAUGUCACUGCUGAAUGCAAUUCUAUAUAAUGCAUUUUAUUACAUAAUCAAGAGUCUCCAGGAUCAUAUUAUUAACACACAGACAUGCACAUACCAACCUCGCUGCUGCAGCUGUCAAUCAUUUUCUACUGUUAAUGAUGUCAUUGCACAUGUCAUUGUUUUUGUGAACAUUGUGAUUAUUUAUGUUUGAACCAUCUGACAAUUUUUCUCUCAGUAACCAAUAGCCUACUAACUGUGUCCAUACACAACACGUCAUUGCACAUGAUACCAACACUGUCUGGACUAAUGUGGUUUUAUUAUAUAUAAUAUCAUACUGCAUUUUUAUAAUCUACUGUACAGCAAGAACCACUGAGCGAGCUAGAGCAGUCUGACAAACGUCAACCAGUAUUUGAUAUUUAGGUUAAUUAUCUUGCACACCUCUAGGAUCAGCUGAUCAUGUUAUAGUAGUCAUGGUGACUGUGUAGAAUGCAGUAUUUGUGUUUUGUUAUGCGUUUAUAACAACAAGAUGUCAUAACAGAAGUGUUAUGACAUCAGAGUGGCCAAUCAGAACACAUUCAUUCAUUUCAUCAGUUUCUAGAGCAACAGUGUAAAAAUACGCUGGUUUAGUUUUUGUAUGUGAAGA
Seriola dumerili (greater amberjack) is the source of this 2557-nucleotide messenger RNA. RefSeq names its product solute carrier family 7 member 11 (gene slc7a11). The record is from RefSeq and is a predicted model, not a curated record. Gene Ontology annotation, biological process: amino acid transmembrane transport. Lineage: Eukaryota; Metazoa; Chordata; Actinopteri; Carangiformes; Carangidae. Gene Ontology annotation, molecular function: L-amino acid transmembrane transporter activity. The coding region runs from base 325 to 1824 and encodes 499 amino acids. Gene Ontology annotation, cellular component: membrane. The transcript has 12 exons.